AUGCCUUCUUCAUCUAGUCCACCAAGUCGUGAUGGUGCCACGACACCACCCACGUGGCCUCUACCUGACAGCAGACCAACGUCUUCAUCGGAUGGACGAAGGACCAGAGACAUCUCACCCGAGUCGUUGCGGAGGCUUUUGGUAGAAGAUCUUCCUCUACCACCCCCAACGGUGCCCAGCAGUCCGCCGCGGGCCUUGGAUAUUCCAAGGGCGCUUGCCGAAGACGUAGACGAUGACGACGACAACUUCGCAACGUCUGCUAUAUCAGAAACGCAAGUAUUUGCGACGAGAUUAUCCCCUCCUCCCUUCCAGCGCUGCGUCUCCUCGGAUGCCACGCCGCAAACCAACACGAACUCGAGUCCCCCAACGCUCGCUAUUCGACCUGCAAGCAGUCACCAGGGCAGGGAGUUGAACAAGUCCGAAGCCGUGAAGGAAGGAUCACCUCGACCGCGGAAGCUUGACACCGCCGUUACCAGUCAGUGCGGCUGCUCUCCGUCGAUUUCGUCAACGGCGUUCAAUACGCCAAUGUCUCCACAGUCACUGGCAGAAGAGCUUCCACCCUUUUACGAUUCGAACGAUGAUGACGAUGUUUUAUCAAGUAAUGAUGGGGAUUGCUUAGCCUAUGGAUCCCACGCGGCAUCUUCGACGAAAGAAUCUUUCAAAGGAUACAGUCUGCCCAGACAUGCCGAGGAAAACAAGUCCACAGACGGGUCUUACUCUAAAAUGAUUGGCUUCCAUACGACAACGGCCAUUCCCAAGGCACUUGAAUCGACCGUGCCCAUUAGCGGCACCAACUUCCUUAAUGGACCUAUCGAUACCGGCCUGGGUCCGGAUGACUUUGUUAACGAGCUCGACCUAUUGGUCGGUGGUAUUGUCAACAAGAACAAUUAA
Molecule: messenger RNA, 891 nt
Organism: Metarhizium album ARSEF 1941
Lineage: Eukaryota; Fungi; Ascomycota; Sordariomycetes; Hypocreales; Clavicipitaceae
Exons: 1
Coding region: 1-891 (296 amino acids)
Source: RefSeq, a predicted model, not a curated record